UCCGCAACGCAAUAAUUUUCAUUCGGCUUCAACUACCACAGAAAUUUUAAAAUAUUUUUUAAAAAUAAAGUUAAAAAAAUUUACAAAUUAAUAAAUUGAUAUAUAUGUAUAUUAUAAGAAAACGAAAUAAUAAGUAAAUUAUUGUUUCUAUGUACAAAAAAAAAAUGGAAACCGUAAAAAUCAAAAGGACUACAAACCAAAAUCAAUACAGAGCAUUAGUGGACUUCAUGAAAAAAUAUCCAGAUAUAGCUAAAGGUAAUAGCACAAAGAGUUCCACAGAAUUACAAGGCUUGUGGAGUAAUUUACAAAAACAGCUUAAUUCUAUGGGUCCACCAAGUAAAGAUGUUACCCAAUGGAGAAAGGUUUGGUCUGACUAUAAAUCCUUUUUAAGAAAAAAAUUAUCCGGACAAAAAAAAAUUAAUAUGUCUUCAGAGAGUGGACCAAAUAGGAAAGUUUUCUUCAGUCAUUUAGAAGAAGAAGUAAUAGAGUUAGCUUCUUUGAGGGAUUCAAUGCAAGCAAUAAAUCAAUUUCAAACUAUUGAGUUUCCAACAAACGAAGAAGAUGAUAGUAUGAUAUUCGUAAAAAAUGAACCAGUAGAAAAUACUUAUAAUAAAAGCUACAAUAUUGAAAACGACAACAAUGAUAUUUUUGUUUUGCCAAGUUUAAAUGAUGAUGUUAUACAAUCGGAAUGGGAACCCAGAAUCUAUGGAACUAAUCGAAAAUACCAAUAUCUUUUACAAAAACAAGUUGAUUGCCAGAAAAAAUUUUAUGAAACAGUUUCAUCAGCUCUUUCGAAACAAAAUAAUAGCUGGCAAGAUAAUAAUCCCUGUAAGAUGAUAUAUGCGUCAUUAAGAAGAAUUCAAGGUGAACAUAAAGUAAGAAACCAGAUAUUGCAAGAACAACUGAAUGAAAUAAUACGCCAUAAUAAAUGUGUUGAAGAACUAUCCGAAAAAAAACACAAAAUUAAAGUAAAGAUUUUAGAACUAAAACUACAAAAAUUAAAAGAAUUGAAAGAAUAAAAUUUUUUUUUAAUUUUUACCUA
Molecule: messenger RNA, 1042 nt
Organism: Condylostylus longicornis
Lineage: Eukaryota; Metazoa; Arthropoda; Insecta; Diptera; Dolichopodidae
Exons: 3
Coding region: 150-1019 (289 amino acids)
Source: RefSeq, a predicted model, not a curated record